Molecule: messenger RNA, 1032 nt
Organism: Gracilinanus agilis (Agile Gracile Mouse Opossum)
Lineage: Eukaryota; Metazoa; Chordata; Mammalia; Didelphimorphia; Didelphidae
Gene: CNTFR
Product: ciliary neurotrophic factor receptor
Exons: 6
Coding region: 1-948 (315 amino acids)
Biological process (GO): cytokine-mediated signaling pathway
Cellular component (GO): membrane; external side of plasma membrane; ciliary neurotrophic factor receptor complex
Molecular function (GO): ciliary neurotrophic factor receptor activity; cytokine binding
Source: RefSeq, a predicted model, not a curated record
AUGGCCACUCCCAUUCCGUGGGCCUGCUUCGUGGUUCUUGCUGCAGGAGUCGUUGUCUAUGCCCAGAGACACAGCCAGCAAGAUACUCAUGUGCUGUAUGAACGCCUGGGCUCAGACGUGACCCUUCCCUGUGGGACAGCAGCCUGGGACACAGCGGUCACCUGGAGGGUCAAUGGGACAGACCUGGAGGCUGCUCACCUUAAUGGCUCCCAGCUGGUCCUUGAGGGCCUGGACCUCAGCCACAGUGGUCACUAUGCCUGCUACCAGGGCUCCUCCUGGCACCUGCACUACCAGGCCCUGCUGCAUGUGGGCAUGCCACCCCGAGAGCCUGUCCUCAACUGUCGCUCCAACAGCUACCCCAAGGGAUUCUACUGCAGCUGGCACUUGCCUACACCCACAUACAUACCCAACACCUUCAAUGUGACAGUUCUACAUGGCUCCAAACUGUUAGGCUGUGAGAAGGACCCAGCCCCCAAGAACCGGUGUCAUAUCCGAUAUACACAUCUCUUCUCUACGGUGAAGUACAAGGUCACCCUGACGGUCACCAAUGCCCUGGGGCACAACUCCACAGCCAUCACCUUCGAUGAGUUCACCAUAGUGAAGCCAGAUCCUCCAGAGAAUGUUGUGGCCCGGCCUGUACCUAGCAGCCCUCGACGCCUGGAGGUGACCUGGCAGACACCCUCCUCCUGGCCUGAUCCUGAGUCAUUCCCUCUUAAGUUCUUCCUUCGAUACCGGCCACUGAUCCUUGACCAGUGGCAACACGUUGAGCUAUCUGAUGGCACUACACAUACCAUCACGGAUGCAUAUGCUGGGAAGGAGUACAUCAUUCAGGUAGCUGCCAAGGACAAUGAAAUUGGGACGUGGAGUGACUGGAGUGUGGCGGCCCAUGCCACACCGUGGACUGAGGAGCCCAGAUACCUUACAACAGAGGCUCAGGCCCCAGGUUAGAAUCCUGGGGUCAUUCUCCAUCCCCCACCUCCUCCAGUGCCCAUUGUACUCAUGCUGGGACUUUCUCACACCCCUGUAUCUGUC